Molecule: messenger RNA, 5505 nt
Organism: Paramisgurnus dabryanus
Lineage: Eukaryota; Metazoa; Chordata; Actinopteri; Cypriniformes; Cobitidae
Gene: syn1
Product: synapsin I
Biological process (GO): neurotransmitter secretion
Cellular component (GO): synaptic vesicle membrane; synaptic vesicle
Molecular function (GO): ATP binding
Source: RefSeq, a predicted model, not a curated record
UAGGCUACAUCGAUGUCUCUUAUUUUACUUAAAUUGACAGAAUGACGUGCCCAACCCCCCUUUCCUACUCAUUCAUCGCUAUCGUGAUGCGUAAAAACCGAGUGUGAAACGACGAUGGUUCAGAAAAAACGACGAGGGUCAAAGUAAAACGUUGGGUGGAUUACCAGGACUGGAUGGUAGGAGUGAUGCAAUCACUGCAUUUACCGAACCAUAACCGCACCUCCGCCUCCCAGAUCCCGGACCGGAUCACGAGAAUCUGACCGGAGGACGACGGAAGGUAAUUUUGCUCCACUCAUGACGCUUACUACCUUUACGGAGCACACUUUAUACGAGUCGCCUCUUCAUUCGCGAUUUUUCAUUUAUGUCCACUGAAGAAACAUCAUUAACAUCCACGUAAGGAGUUUGAUUUGCGAUUUAUGCCAAUUGUUGAACAAGAUCCUCGGUGCUGUAAGUCAAUCUAAUCGAAAUCUCUAAACGUUAGCGCCGAUUAGUUUUUUUCAGCUGUUGCAGUGCAGAUGUGCAUGUUGUGUAGACGACUGUAAUGUUUUAUACGCGACAUUUGCUUUAAGGUGCACAGUGGAGAAUUGCGUAUCGACUGAUUCUUUGCGUCUCUUUGCCGACUGCUGAUUAACUAAGACGCACUGUCGAGAUAUAUCUGUCUAGAUCUCCACUGGCUUUGGUUUGUCGCCGUGCAGAACCCACAGAGGGACCGUCGCUUCUUUAACUCGACGCAUCUUUUCUCAUCGUCACCAUGAAUUACCUGCGACGUCGACUGUCGGACAGUAAUUUUAUGUCUAACUUGCCCAAUGGCUACAUGACCGAUCUACAGCGGCCCGAUCCGCCGCAGCAGAGCCCUGCCCCGGUGGUGUCGCCAGGAUCUCAAGAGAGGCGUCAACCCCCCAGCCAGUCUACCGGCGCCGGCUUCUUCUCCUCCAUUUCAAACGCCGUAAAACAGACCACCGCCGCGGCCGCUGCCACCUUUAACGAGGCCACCGAAAGAGGAAUCGGUUCGAGCAAUGCCAAGAUCCUGCUGGUUAUUGAUGACCAGCAGACCGACUGGGCGAAAGUGUUCAAAGGCAAGAAGGUUCAUGGUGAAUUUGACAUUAAAGUAGAACAGGCUGAUUUCUCUGAGGUUAACCUGGUCGCUCAUGCAACAGGAAGCUAUAGUGUGGACAUUGAGGCUAUCCGCAAUGGCAACAAAGUCACAAAGUGUUUUAAACCAGAUUUUGUUCUGGUGCGACAGCAUGCAUUUAGCAUGGCUAAGAAUGGCGACCACAGGAACAUUGUGAUUGGUCUUCAGUAUGCUGGCAUUCCCAGUGUCAAUUCUCUGCACUCUGUUUACAACUUCUGCGACAAACCAUGGAUGUUCGCUCAGUUGUCCAGAUUGUACAAGCAGUUGGGUCCAGAGGAGUUCCCACUGAUUGACCAGGUUUAUUACCCCAACCACAAGGAGAUGAUCACUACACCCAGCUUUCCUGUGGUUGUGAAGAUGGGGCAUGCUCACUCUGGAAUGGGAAAAGUGAAAGUGGACAAUCAAUACGAUUUCCAAGACAUUGCUAGUGUUGUCGCUUUGACGAAGACAUAUGCCACAUCUGAGCCUUUUAUCGAUGCCAAGUAUGAUGUCCGAAUCCAAAAAAUUGGUGACAAUUACAAGGCCUACAUGAGAACAUCUAUAUCUGGCAACUGGAAGACCAACACAGGAUCAGCCAUGUUAGAGCAGGUGGCCAUGUCUGACAGGUAUCGUAAGUGGGUGGACGUUUGCUCUGAGGUUUUCGGAGGUCUUGAUAUAUGUGCCGUAGAAGCAUUACAUGGAAAAGAUGGACGAGAUUACAUCAUAGAGGUGGUGGGCUGCUCAAUGCCUCUCAUAGGAGACCAGCAGGAUGAGGACCGGGCUUUGAUUGCUGAUCUUGUUCUGACCAAAAUGAACCAGACUGUGACGCUCACUUCAGCUCCCACUCCAGUUCGCUCUCAGGGGCCAGCUGUUUCACCUCAACCAGUCUCUGGGGCUAGAGUUCCACAGGCACAACAGCGCCCUCCUCCACAAGGAGGUCCACAACAGGCACCUGCUAACACUUCUUCUGCUCGUCAAGGGGCUCCAACACAGCAGCGCCCCUCUCCCCAGGGCCAGCCCCCCUCCCAGCCUCAGCCUGUGACCAGUCCUAAUGCCCAGAACCCCCCAGCUCAACCAACCAAGCCACCCAAUCCAGCACCACAGCGGCAACUCAGUCAAGGGUCCGCGGGACCGCAGAGGCCACCUCCAGUACAGGGACCCAGCCAGCGCGGCCCAGGCGGCUCUCCUCAGUCACCGAGGCCCCAGCAAGGCAGCCCCCAACAACAGCCACAGAGGCCUCAAACUGCCGGCCAGGGCCCUAAACCCGCUGCCCAACCUCAGCAGAAGCCCCAGCAGCAAAGACAAGGCCAGCCAACCAGGCAGGCUACUCAAGGUGGGUCGCAGCCAAGCCAGGACGCCCCACAACCAACCCCACAACAGCAGGGGGGUCCUCGUCCCCCCACUACACAGCAACCACGACCUACUACACAGGGCCAGGGAGGACCUGGGAGUGCACGACCUCCCUUACAGCAGAAACCCCAACCUCCACAGAAACCAAGUCCUGAUCACCCAGCCCUGAGUGGAUCUCCACAGCUUAACAAAUCCCAGUCUCUUACCAAUACAUUCAACAUUCCAGAAACGCCGGCCGCCCAGCACCAAAAUCCUAGUCAGGAAGAAGCCAAGGCAGAGACCAUCCGCAACCUUCGAAAAUCCUUUGCAAGCCUCUUCUCUGUGGAAUAAAAGAAAGAAAGACACACAUACACACAAACAUACCAACACGCACACAGACAUGCAGUCGAUAUUGAGAUAAAGAGGUCAUUAUAUUUAUGUUUACACAUACAGUCUUUUUAAAGGAGACAAGCUCUAUUGUCAUAUUAAUACUCUGUGUAAUAGGACCAAUUAUAUUGCAUAUUGUGAUGCACAUCUGUGUCAGAUCUGUGCAUAUCAGUUUGCAAUGCUAGAUUGAUAAAGCACUGCAUACACUGCUUGUGUUCAAACACAAUUUAAUCUGCAUCCAUUAGAAGCAUUCCCUGUUGUAUCCGAGUCGGGUCGAAAGGAGGAAGGUGUGAAAACACACAUACACACACACGCACGCACGCACGCAUGCACACACAAAUACUUUUAUACUACCUACACAGUGAUUGAACAUGGAUACACUAAAUACAUAUAAAUAAUACUUGAUUCUUUCAUUCCAGGCUCCUGUUAUGAACUUAACACUGAUAAUCAUAGAUUCCUUUUGAAAGUGAUACGCUAAACGUUUUGGUGAACAGUUCGUUGUUUCCUAAAAGCUCCCCCCCCCCUUACCCUCUCAGAUAUGAUCUGAAAUAUGUCUGCUAAAUGUUUAAAGCAUGUUUUGUUACAAUAAGGGUUACCAUCUAAUGAUUUUAACAGUGCAUUCCAUUGUAAUGUAACAAUGUAUUGUUUACAAAGUUUGGAUUCUAAAACGAUGACCCAUUGUGAUGUUGUUCAAAUUUGCACAAGCAUCCACUGUCAAACUAACCUUGCGGCUGUUAGCACUAGCCACUUGCGAUACUGCAUGACACUAAAGGAGAAUAUAGUCGCACAAUGUGGGUGGUCUUGCUUUAGUAACCGUCGUGUCGUUGCACCUAGAUAAGAUAGUCGAAGUGAAAAUGUUGUUUCAUUUUUUUUGUGAGCAAGCUGCCGCUGCUUUCCUAGUGCCCCUUCUCCUGGCAUGAGCAAACAAAUGACACAGAAUUACACCCUUAAAUGUGUUAAUAUGCCUUAGAUAGAGAGGCAUAUGUAAGAACGAUAGUUUGAACAUAUGAACAUAUGUCUCAGGGAUGUCCUGGAGAGAAAGAUACAAUGACCCAUCGUCAUUGAUCAGGUCUUCCAAAUAGUACUGUUGAGAUUUUCAAAUCUGCAAUCGUGAAGGCCAGUAGAAGGAGGAAUUUGUUUGUGGGUUUCGUACAAUAAUUGUUUGCUACUUUAUCAAGUUUGCACACCAGUACUGUAAACUGACAACAUUUGAGAUGGGUAAAACCUAAAAAAGGUUUGUUUCCAUCAAGAAAACAAAGAAGAAGGCAUAUUUUUAAGCUUUUCACAGCUAUUUUGUAUGCCUGGGGGUAGAUGAGAAAACACGGUGUAGGUGUUGCUUGCUUAUCACACAUUGGCCCAAUGAAAAUGCAAAACCAAAAUACAAAGCCAAGGAUGCCAUCAAUAUCAAAUGUCUUCACAUUAUUUAAUGGGAUGCCUGUCACAUGUCGGGUUUUAGGCUAAACUGCUUUUGGUAUGUCCAAGUGUGCCCAGUUACACAAUGUGGAUCCUUUAACCAGUUGCUCCUUAAACUUCUAAGUUACCAUAACCAAGGAAAACCAGCAGUGUGGCAGUGUCUUCCACAAGUGAGGAUAAAUAACAUCCCAACACUGAUGUGUUUCGGCAAUAUAUUAAGGCCACUCAGCUCAUCCCAAACCCCCUCCGCUUCCCGCUCACCAGCCUGUUGUGUAUUCACAGUGAUCCUUUUGUGACAAAUGGUGCGUUAGUGUGUGUGUAUAUAUAUGUAUAAUGUAAUGUUGUACCGUAAAUUGUCUAAACCAAAUAGAAGUGUUGUACAGAUCUUAACUCAACAAAUGAUGCAAGUGUCUUGUAAUUAAUUUUAUCCUUAAAGUGAUCGUUGUUCACAUAUUGUGGGUUUGUCUUAGACGGGAUUUUUCUUUAAUGAGAUGUUAUUUAGGUUGUGCAAUAUCUUCAUUGUAAAAUAACUUACUUAACCUACCUGAAAGGUCUGUGUUCUUUUAUUUACAUAUUUUGUGACACAGUUGCAGUUGUUAGAAAUCAUCUUCAGUGUAUUCAUUGAUAUAAUUGUUUGUGGUUUGUUUGGUUCCCACAUGUCGUAAUCUAUUCUAGGUGGUCCACCAUUAUAUCAUUGUGGCUCGGGCAAACUUUAGUGUGGUUCACAUUUUUACAAACUAUGAUAGAUAUGUGUGUUAAACAAUGGCUUUAAUGAAUGUCAAAUGAAUUACUGUAUCACUGAUGCAAUCAAGUGUGGAGGCUAAAGAAAUGUUUUUCAAUAACUGAUGAAUGUUGCAGUACCCAUUGAAUCCAUGCCUGAGGUUCGGUUCUUAUUUUAACUUUUGUUUUUUAGUAUUUGCCAUAUUUAUUUUUGUGUAACUUUCUGUUUUUGUAAAGAGGAGUAAUCAAAGAAAAUGUAUUUAAAUUUAUCAUAAUUUCUAAAAAGAAAGUUUAUCCUGUUCUGACUGUUUGAAUCUCAGUGAAUUUUAUUGUCUGUUUAUGCCUGCCAAUUGUAUAAAGAAAGAGUUAAUCAAAAAUAUAUAGAAGUCUUAAAUACUAUUAAAAUGAGAAAUAUUGUUAAACAUUGUGUAGUACACACAAAGAGAUGCAACUUUGAUGUGAUCUUUAAUGUAGCUUAAUAAUGGUGUAAAAUUAUGAUGUAAAAAUAUGUGCACCUAUUCAAUAAAGUCUAUCAAAUAAAUAUG